This is a messenger RNA of Armigeres subalbatus, 2558 nucleotides long. Its product is annotated as annulin-like. Lineage: Eukaryota; Metazoa; Arthropoda; Insecta; Diptera; Culicidae. Gene Ontology annotation, biological process: peptide cross-linking. Gene Ontology annotation, molecular function: protein-glutamine gamma-glutamyltransferase activity. The record is from RefSeq and is a predicted model, not a curated record. The coding region runs from base 192 to 2438 and encodes 748 amino acids. The transcript is spliced from 4 exons.
CGUUAUAAAACGUUCAUUUCAUCUACGUCGUUUGUUCAGUUUGACCGUGCAAUUUGCUGGUGCCGGACGCCCUGUUCGAAGCUGUACGCGCGAAUAUUGAUAUUCAAAAAAAUCGUAAUAACUUCAUUAAACGGUGUGAAGGGAUCGUUACUGUGUCGUCUGAGUGUUUUUUUGCUGUGUUGUUAACUAACAUGGAAGCCGGUUUAUCACCGUGGGCGAUGUGGCCGCAAGUAAACAUGCCUGGAGAUGGGCAGGACAUGCCUUUAAGGAUCAACGGUGUCAACCCCUGUCUGGAUGAAAACGGGGUUGCUCAUAGAACGAGUAGGUUUGAACUUAUGAACCGGCACAAAAUGGAUACUGGGAAUCCUAUGUUGGUGGUUAGGAGAGGUCAGCCAUUCCAGCUGAAGGUGUACUGCGACAGGCCAUUUGACGAGGAUAAAGAUGUGAUUUCAUUUAUGUUAUCGGUGGAACCGAUGGACGGAGAGAGAGUGAGCCAUGGUCUUGGUACUGUAGUGCAUUUGCCUUUGCAAAAGUCCAGCGAUGAGGUGGAUGAAGAUGAAUCUGAUUGGAAGGCUGUGCUGGAUUCAAUGGAUGACGAAAUGUUGACGAUCAGCAUCAGACCUUCGGCAAAGGCUUCGGUUUCCAAAUGGAAUAUUGCGAUUGACACCAAACUAGCUGGAUUUGAUCAAGUGGUCAACGCACAAGUUUCAGUUAAUUUCUAUCUAUUAUUUAAUCCUUGGUGUGAGCACGAUUGCGUAUAUAUGGAAGAUGAUCAAAUGCGCGAGGAGUACGUCCUUAGUGACACAACAAUGAUUUGGCGGGGUUGUAAUCGAAGCUUUCAUCCAACUGUGUGGAAGCUGGGGCAGUUUGAAAAGGAUAUCUUGGAGUGUAGUUUCCUUCUGUUGUCAACUGUUGGACGAGUAAGCGCUACGUACCGUGGAAACCCGAUUCGAGUGGCACGUGCUUUGUCGGCUGCUGUCAAUAGCAAUGAUGACAAUGGAGCACUCAUGGGAAGAUGGAGUAAGGAGUUUCCCGAUGGUAUACCACCAACAAAGUGGAUCGGCUCUGUCGAAAUUUUGCAGCAAUAUUACGCAUCGGCAACAUCCGUGCGUUACGGGCAGUGCUGGGUGUUUUCCGGAGUGCUAGCUACAAUCUCACGUGCCUUAGGAAUUCCUUGUCGAGUAGUGUCUAAUUUCAAUUCAGCACACGAUUCAGAAGCGUCAUUGACAAUUGACUACUAUAUCGGUGAGAGCAAUAAUGAUCUAAGUGAGUUCAAUUCAGAUUAUACGUGGAAUUUCCACGUAUGGAACGAAAUGUGGAUGCAGCGGCCUGAUUUAGGGGAGAGGUCUGAUGAGCUGUAUGAUGGCUGGCAAGCAGUUGAUGCAACACCACAGGAGCUUUCCGAUGGAAUGUACAAGCUUGGACCUGCACCGGUGAAGGCAGUAAAACGAGGAGAUAUCAAUGUGCAUUACGACUGUGACUUUGUGUUUGCCGAAGUGAAUGCUGAUGAGAUUUAUUGGAGAUACAGAGGACCUGGUCAACCGUUGAAGCUUGUAAAGAAGGAUCCUACUAAAGUCGGCCAAUUCAUUAGCACCAAAGCAGUGGGUUCAUGGGAGCGUGAAGACAUCACUGAAACGUACAAAUUUGAAGAGAAAUCUUGCGACGAGAGAAUCACAAUGAUGAAAGCACUAAAACAAGCGAAUAGUCCUUUCGCUAGGAUCUACACAAACGAAGAAUUCCAUGACAUUGAUUUUGAAGUGGAUAUUCGUAACGAUGUUAAAAUAGGAGAACCUUUCACGAUCAUUCUCAAUAUAAAAAAUAGCUCAGAUAAUGCGACAUACCCUAUCGAAGGAAUUGUUCACGUAGAUACCGUACUUUACACGGGAAAGCUGAGGACGCCUCUGAAAGCUUUGCCAUUCGAGGUUGAAGUAGAACCAAAUACAACCAGCACCGUCGAACUACAUGUAGAAUUUGAUGAAUACUAUCAGAACGUUCUGGAUCAGGCCUACUUCAGAAUAACGUGCUCAGCCAGUGUACGAGGAACCAAUUAUGAAUAUUUUGCACAAGAAAACUAUCGAGUUCGCAAGCCGGACAUCAAGAUCAAUUUGGAUAAUGAGCCCCACAUCGGAGCACCCCUCUACAUUACGGCCUCCUUACAAAACCCAAUGCCCAUCCAACUGACGAACGGUGUAUUCCGCUUCGAAUGCUCUGGAGUGUGGCAGCCAGUUGAAAUUCCCUACGACUUUAUUGAGGCUGGGGACACGGCAGUCAUCAAAUUUCGUAUGACGCCUAAUUUGCCCGGUAGCGCACAAAUUGCUGCCAAAUUCAAUGCCGAACAACUGAACGACGUGGAUGGCUUCGUUUCCUUCGAAGUGGCUGAAAUCGAUUCGGAGCUCAACGCAGGACGUUCGCUUAAAAAUAGUCUCGUUUUUGCGUGAUUUCACUUUUCGGCUUCAAUUGUAUUUAUUCCACAUAUGUAUAACUUGGUAUUCCCCGAGGCAAAUGUAUCUAAAUAAUAAAAUGACCAGUGAUGACAUCAUUUUUCGUUUAUUUUCAUU